AUGGCGUGGCCGUGCAUCAGCAGGGUGUGCUGUCUGGCGCGCUUCUGGAACCAGUUCGACAAAUCAGAUCUGUCGGUUCCGCUGACCAUCCAGAACUAUUCGGACACAGGUGAUCGAACGAUCGGUUCUGUGAGUGGACACGUCGGUGCUGAAAGAGCAACCGGGACUAAUCGGGGUACGGCGGAGCGCCACAAUACCGGAGGCAGGCGAGCGAGUCGCAGGUGCACCGAGCAGACUUACAAAGCCCGGCAGGACGCCCCGUUCCCUGGUGUGACCCAGUACAAACAGGACUACAAAGCCUGGCCCAUUCCCAAAAAAGAGAACCAUCCGUGGAUUAGUAACGCAAGCGGGAAAAGCAGCCGGGUGAACAACUCGUCGGUGGUGGAAACUGCCAACACUACUAGCUUGUACAGACAGGAAUAUAAACCCUGGGCAGGGGUGCAGCCGUCCAAACCUGCUCAGAAAAGGCCUACAUUCCUGAGUACAACCACCAGCGAUCCUCCUCCUGAGACCAGCUACCAAGCCGCCUUCAACACUGACACAAACAGGCAUACGGACAUCACUGUCCCGGAGAACUCAACACACACACAGCCCAGCAACCUGGAACGGGCGGACAGGGUCGAGGUCAGUUCCAGAGCGGAGGAACAGCUGGUGAGAAAGAAGUCGUCGCCCAACGCGGCCGCCGUGUUCCAGAGCAAAUCCAGAAUCUUCAACAUAUGACCAGUCUGCCCAGGAAUCUAAAUAGGAAACAAGAUUUCACUACAGGUGACUAUAGGCACAUGGCUCAGUGAGCUUUUAGGAAACUGAGCUGUUAGGAAUCCCAGCAAAGCACUGAAGAUCUGAGAGAUUUAAAAACAACAGAAGAUAAAAAGGUUACCUGACUUGAGACUUUCUCCAGACCAUUCCACAGUACUGUUUUUGCAUAAAUGAUGGACGAACGUAGAGCUAAUUCUACUUAAAGUGAAAUAUAUGCAAGAGAAUGUAUAUUUCUUAAACUGGGAGUC
This is a messenger RNA of Trichomycterus rosablanca, 1004 nucleotides long. RefSeq names its product MAP6 domain containing 1 (gene map6d1). The coding region runs from base 1 to 720 and encodes 239 amino acids. Lineage: Eukaryota; Metazoa; Chordata; Actinopteri; Siluriformes; Trichomycteridae. Gene Ontology annotation, molecular function: microtubule binding; calmodulin binding. Gene Ontology annotation, cellular component: Golgi-associated vesicle; cis-Golgi network; microtubule. Gene Ontology annotation, biological process: regulation of microtubule cytoskeleton organization; cytoskeleton-dependent intracellular transport; microtubule cytoskeleton organization. The transcript is spliced from 3 exons. The record is from RefSeq and is a predicted model, not a curated record.